AUGAACAGCAAGAAGAAGAAGAAGAAGAAGAAAUGGCAAAUUAUUCAGCUUUUGCUUUUCUUUCAAACCCUUCUCGAUCCUCUUUAUUUUCCCUCAAAGUGUGCCCAAUAUUUUCUCUCUCACCAGACCAAGACCAAGUUGGGAGAACUUCGCCCAAGAGUUCUCAUCUUCGUCUUGAAUCAAGACAGGUCGCAUGCAAUGGAGGUGAUGCGUCUUUUUAUCUCAGCAGUCUGUACGGUGUUGAGCUUUCUAGGCCUCCAAUUUUGGACAGAACUUUCUAAUGUGAAACUACAUUCAGAUGGUUUGAUCAUCGGUGAACAUUAUGUGCACUUUUGUGUUGCCAAAUGUGCAGUGGAAAAUCCAUAUAUCACUACUGCUUUGGUGCUCAACUUUAUCCUCAACGUUUAUGCACUCAUCUUUAUAUCUCUUAAGACAAUAUAUGCAACUGAAUCUUGGAAAUUGGUGCAGAAAAUAGAAUUUUAUGUCCUUAGCAAGGGAGCAUCUCUUUUGGUGGUAGUCCCACUAACUCUAAUUCAUGCAGGAUUGUGGUCAACAUGGUUGACCGUAGCAUGCACUUUGAAGAUGUUUGAAGCUCUAGCCAGGGAACGGCUCGAACGGUCGUUGAACACAUCAUCAUCUGGUUCUAGUGCAAGACUUUGGAAUUACUUGGGUGAUUAUUCUGUUUUAUUGGUGGUUUUCACUGUCGACGCAAUUUGGAUUACGACGUGUGCACUGAUUCACAAAAAAAUACCAUCGCCCGUGUUAUUGUUAUUAUUCUUUGAGCCUCUUGGUAUUGCUUUCAAAACAUUAAAGGGCAUUUUGGUUCAUGGAUUUCAAUUGCUUGAUAUAUUGCUUCACCACUCAGCACGCAACACAACAAAUAAUUCAAAAAUAUCAAAGCUUUUGGAUACGUCAGCAGCAGCAGGAGAUUCACAAUUGAAAUGGGAACGGAAGCGUGUUAUAUUACGGAAUGUAUGUUUUUUCCUAGAUAUUAUAACGUGGUUGAUCGUUUUUGGGCAUUAUGUGUACGCAUGGAGGCUUAAUGGCAAGACAUACCUUAUGCUUAACCUAUCGUUUAUGGAUAUCAUUUUAGUGAACGGUUUAUUGAGUUAAGAAUGGCUUAGAGAACCCUUCAUUGGGAAUUGGGAUCUCCCUGAUAGUAGUGGAUGGAGAGCUUUUUUAUAAGUUCAAGUAUGUAUCCAGCUGUUAGGAUUUAAUCAUCAUCUAAUUAUGUUUGUAAGUUUAUUUAUCGUUGUUUAUCAACAUUGUAGACCCUGGGGUUUGGUGACUAUAUCACCGAUUGUGGACAUUUGGUUUGUGGUCAUGUGAGUUGCUUUG
Lactuca virosa is the source of this 1338-nucleotide messenger RNA. NCBI's taxonomy places the organism in Eukaryota, Viridiplantae, Streptophyta, Magnoliopsida, Asterales, Asteraceae. The record is from the annotation of a GenBank genome assembly.